This is a messenger RNA of Myxocyprinus asiaticus (Chinese sucker), 4015 nucleotides long. It is a transcript of the gene atad1b, whose product is annotated as ATPase family AAA domain containing 1b. Gene Ontology annotation, molecular function: ATP binding; ATP hydrolysis activity. Bases 151 to 1275 code for a protein of 374 amino acids. Gene Ontology annotation, cellular component: mitochondrial outer membrane. Lineage: Eukaryota; Metazoa; Chordata; Actinopteri; Cypriniformes; Catostomidae. The transcript has 10 exons. The record is from RefSeq and is a predicted model, not a curated record.
GAGAAAGUGAAAGCGGAGGUGAAGUUAAGAGGUUUUCAUGCAGGUCUGAUCGCUGAAAGUAAAGGAAGCGACUGAUUAAAGGAAAGCCGCUUUUUCUCAACAACAUUGCCAAGACCCCAGAAUAAAGACACUUGUGGUGAAUGUUAGAAGAUGGAAUUGAAAGAGAUUCCAGCUGACAGUCUCUCCCGCCCUUUGGGCAGGAAUGAGGUCAUAGGUUUACUCUUCCGCCUCACAAUAUUCGGUGCCGUCACCUAUUUUACAAUUAAGUGGAUGGUUGAUGCGAUCGAUCCAACACGAAAACAGAAAGUUGAGGCACAAAAACAGGCAGAAAAACUCAUGCGGCAGAUAGGAGUGCAGAAUGUGAAGCUUUCAGAAUAUGAGAUGAGCAUUGCAGCUCAUCUUGUGGACCCUUUGACUAUGCAGAUUACAUGGCAUGACAUUGCAGGCCUGGACGAAGUCAUAACUGAACUGAAAGACACAGUCAUACUUCCGGUCGAGAAGAGGCAUCUGUUCAAAGGAUCCAAGCUACUUCAGCCACCCAAGGGAGUGUUGCUGUAUGGGCCCCCAGGCUGUGGGAAAACUCUUAUAGCCAAAGCAACUGCCAAAGAGGCUGGAUUCCGUUUCAUCAACCUGCAGCCUUCCACUCUCACAGACAAAUGGUAUGGAGAGUCCCAGAAACUAGCUGCAGCUGUGUUCUCUCUGGCUGUCAAGCUACAACCCUCCAUCAUCUUCAUUGAUGAGAUUGAUUCCUUUUUGAGGAGUCGCUCAAGUUCAGAUCAUGAGGCCACUGCCAUGAUGAAGGCUCAGUUCAUGAGCUUAUGGGAUGGGCUGGACACUGACUUCAGCUGCCAGACCAUAAGUGAGAACUGUGUUCUCUACACACAGGUCAUAAUAAUGGGAGCCACCAAUCGGCCACAAGAUCUUGAUUCUGCUAUACUCCGAAGGAUGCCCACAAGGUUCCACAUUAAUCAGCCAAAUCUCAAGCAGAGGAAAGAUAUAUUGAAACUGAUCUUGGAAAAUGAGAACGUGGAGUCUGCUGUGGACUUUUAUGAAAUUGCAAAAGAGACUGAUGGCUUCUCAGGAAGUGACCUCAAAGAGAUGUGUCGAGACGGCGCUCUUCUUUGUGUGCGCGACUUUGUGCACAACCAAGAAAGUCAAGAUGAAGACUACAUCCGUCCCAUCAAGCAACAAGACUUGCAAAAGGCAAUCGAGAAGAUGAAGAAGUCCAAAUCUGCAGGAAUGCAAGAUCAAUUUAUGCAUGUACCACUGGACUGAAAGUGAUGCUGCUGUUUUUAGGAAGCAUGCACCUAGACCUAGUUUAUUUAUUUUCUUAUUUGUGGCAUAUCACCAUGCAUCAUGUUUUGAAAAAGGGGGAACUCAGGACCAAUAAUUGGUGGAAUAUUUUUGCCAUUUCUCUGAUCAUCUCUUUUUGCACUGCAAUUUCCCAACUUUUUUUUACAUUCAGUCAUGUUUAUCUGAAUGUGUAUUUCUUCAUUGGCUGUUGUAGUCUGGUUCUGGUAGUUUCAUUAAACGUCACCUUGUGAGAGGAUGGGCAACAGUGUAGUCGAUCUCCAUUUGUGUAUCAUGCAUUAAUUUAUUUUACAUCACCAACUAUAUGUAACCUAAAUUCAGCUGAUUUGUGAGCACAGAUAACUGUUAUCUAACUUGAUUUUACCUGCUCUCAUUUAACUCGUGUUGUUUCAAUAACUGUUUAUUUUGCCGCAGUGAGUGAAAGAUUUGACUGAGAUGUGUUUACAUAUACAGUACACUGGCAUUUUACAGUGAAAUGUUUAAAUCUUGAAUUAAGCCCAUAUUGGAGGUAAUGUGUAUUGUGUACAGUUGAAGUCAGAAGUUUACAUACACCUUAGCCAAAUACAUUUAAACUCAGUUUUUCACAAUUCCUGACAUUUAAUUGUAGAAAAAAUUCCCUUUCUUCGGUCAGUUAGGAUCACUACUUUAUUUUAAGAAUGUGAAAUGUCAGAAUAAUAGUCGUGAGUGAUUUAUUUCAGCUUUUAUUUCUUUAAUCACAUUCCCAGUGGGUCAGAAAUUUACAUACACUUUGCUAGACUUUAAAUUGUUUAACUUGGGUCAAAUGUUUUGGGUAGCCUUCCACAAGCUUCUCACAAUAUGUUGCUGGAAUUGUGACCCAUUCCUCCAGACAGAACUGGUGUAACUGAGUCAGGUUUGAAGGCCUCCUUGCUCGCACAUGCUUUUUCAGUUCUGCCCACAAAUUUACUAUCGGAUUGAGGUCAGGGCUUUGUGAUGGGCACUCCAAUACCUUGUCUUUGUUGUCCUUAAGCCAUUUUGCUACAAUUUUGGAGGUAUGCUUGAGGUCAUUGUCCAUUUGGAAGACCAAUUUGCAACCGAGCUUUAACUUCCUGGCUGAUGUCUUGAGAUGUUGCUUCAAUAUAUCCACAUAAUUUUCCUUCCUUAUGAUGCCAUCUAUUUUGUGAAGUGCACCAGUCCCUCUUGCAGGAAAGCACCCCCAUGAUGCUGCCGCCCCUAUGCUUCAUGAUUGGGAUGGUGGACUUCGGCUUGCAAGCCUCAAACUUUUUCCGCCAAACAUAACGAUGGUCAUUAUGGCCAAACAGUUCAAUUUUUGUUUCAUCAGACCAGAGGACAUUUCUCCAGAAAGUAAGAUCUUUGUCCCCAUGUGCAGUUGCAAACUGUAGUCUGGCUUUUUUAUGGCAGUUUUGGAGCAGUGGCUUCUUCCUUGCUGAGCAGCCUAUCAGGUUAUGUCGAUAUAGGACAUGUUUUACUGUGGAUAUAGAUACUUGUCUACCUGUUUCCUCCAGCAUCUUCACAAGGUCCUUUGCUGUUGUUCUUGGAUUGAUUUGCACUUUUGCACAAAACUAUGUUCAUCUCUAGGAAACAGAAUGCAUCUCCUUCCUGAGCGGUAUUAUGGCUGCAUGGUCCCAUGGUGUUUAUACUUGCGUAUUAUUGUUUGUAGAGAUGAACAUGGUACCUUCAGGCUUUUUGAAAUUGCUCUCAAGGAUGAACCAGACUUGUGGAGGUCCACAAUUUUUUUUUCUGAGGUCUUGGCUGAUUUCUUUUGAUUUUCCCAUGAUGUCAAGCAAAGAGGCACUGAAUUUGAAGGUAGGCCUUAAAAUACAUCCACAGGUACACCUCUAUUUGCCAAUUAGCCUAUCAGAAGCUAAUUGGCUAAUUGCCUAAAGGAUUGACAUAAUUUUCUGGAAUUUUACAAGCUGCAAAAAGGCACAGUUAACUUAGUGUAUGUAAACCUCUGACCCACUGGAACUGUGAUAUAGUCAAUUAAUAGUGAAACAAUCUGUCUGUAAACAAUUCUUGGAAAAAUUACUUGUGCCAUGCACAAAGUAGAUGCCUUAAAUUACUUGCUAAAACUAUAGUUUGCUAAUAUGAAAUCUGUGGAGUGGUUAAAAAUGUGUUAAUGACUUAAGUGUAUGUAAACUUCUGACUUCAACUGUAAAUAUUUAUUUGCAAAACAUUAAAUAUGAUUGCACAAAAUAUUUGAAUUGUUGGAUUGAGCUUUAAGUUGUUUCUUUACGCAAGCCUUUUGGAUUUGAAUAAGGGGCCAGUGCCAAGCCACUGCUGUUACUCAUCUGUUUGGUAUUAUUCUGGGAUAUGGAUGAAUUUUUAUGAAUUAUAUAGGAAGGAAUUUGAAUUUUUUGUAUUGAACUACUAGUUUUAGAUUGCAAUAAGGAACUUGCAUUCUUCAGUUCAAUUAGUAUUUCUAUCUUGUUUGCGAUAGCCUUCAACUGGUCCCUAAAGUUUAAAUGUGUUUACAUCAUAAAUCAGAAUUUACUUGUAACUUGAAAAUGUUUUGUUCACACUACAAGAAUUAGAUGACCAUUUUUUCUUUAUUUUGUCAAUGGAUUUUAUUGGAAAUAUUGCCCAAUGCACAUAACAUUGUAUAAAAUGACAGUGUAAAUCUCAAGUUUGUACAAAAAGGUUGAAUAAGCAACUAAAUACAUUUCCUGUAAGACAAUAAAUAUGUUUAGGUUGGUCCAUUAAAAAAAAAAGGUAAGACAAGAAA